UAAUACAUAUACACUAUGCAUGCUGUUGUAGCUACGGCCCUGGCUGAGAUCAGCACCAACAUCGUUGAAGGCAGCAAUGCAGCUGCAGGAGAGUUUCCCUGGCAAGGAAGUGUCCAGGUGAGGAGUGGCAGCAGCUGGUUCCAUAUCUGUGGCUGCGUCCUCUACACCACCAACAAGGCCCUCACUGCCGCUCACUGUCUCUCCAACAGCGCUAGCAGUUACCGUCUUGGCUUUGGCAUACUCAGAAUGAACGAUAAUGAUGGAACUGAACAGUACUCUUCAGUCACCUCCUACACCAACCACCCUGACUACAAUGGUAAUGCUGGUGGCUAUCCUAACGACAUCGCAGUCCUGAGACUGUCAACCUCAAUGGACACAAACAGUUCAGCUGUGUCAACCGUUAAUCUGGCUUCUGGUAGCAACGACUAUGCCGGACAAACAUGCACGAUCAGCGGAUGGGGAAGACUCAGUGGAGGUGGCAGCACCCCCAACGUCCUCCAGAAGGUCGACAUGACCGUGCUGACCAACACCGACUGUUCCAACAGAUGGUCUAGUAUCAGUGGUGCCACCGUCAACUCACUAAAUCACGGUGACAGUGGUGGCCCGCUGGUAUGCGGUAAUACGUUGACUGGAAUCACAUCAUGGGGUAUCAGCUCCUGCUCUGGCAGCUAUCCCAGUGUCUACACUCGUGUGUCCUCCUUCUACAACUGGGUCCAGAUACAAUAAAAGACACUCUUGUAAAACAGGCAGAUGACGUUUCAAGAUUAAAAUACACAAAACAUUCAAAA
Haliotis rufescens (red abalone) is the source of this 788-nucleotide messenger RNA. RefSeq names its product chymotrypsin-like serine proteinase. The transcript is spliced from 5 exons. Gene Ontology annotation, biological process: proteolysis. Gene Ontology annotation, molecular function: serine-type endopeptidase activity. The coding region runs from base 16 to 726 and encodes 236 amino acids. NCBI's taxonomy places the organism in Eukaryota, Metazoa, Mollusca, Gastropoda, Lepetellida, Haliotidae. The record is from RefSeq and is a predicted model, not a curated record.